Molecule: messenger RNA, 1274 nt
Organism: Austrofundulus limnaeus
Lineage: Eukaryota; Metazoa; Chordata; Actinopteri; Cyprinodontiformes; Rivulidae
Gene: mterf1
Product: mitochondrial transcription termination factor 1
Biological process (GO): regulation of DNA-templated transcription; termination of mitochondrial transcription
Cellular component (GO): mitochondrial matrix
Molecular function (GO): double-stranded DNA binding
Source: RefSeq, a predicted model, not a curated record
GGACCUGCCUUUCACGGAGGCUUUGCAGUGCCACUGAUGAACCAAAGCUGUCGCAGGAACAAGAGAACGAAUCUAYGCUCAAGAACCUAAAACUCAUGGGAGUGGACGUAAAGAAGGCAUUCCUGCGUCAGCCCGGGGUGUUUCGGAGAAAAUUCACCAACGAGCAAGGCCUUUUUCAGUUUCUGCAAGAAAAAGGWGCAAGCUGUGAAAUCAUUGCCAGCAUYGUGUCUCGUUACCCUCGCUCCAUCACUCGCUCAUUAGAUUACUUAGAGCAGCGCUGGCAGCUGUGGCGAAAUGUCUUCAGCACAGAUGCAGAAAUCAUCAGCGUCCUGAAUCGCUCACCUGAAUCUUUCUUCCGCUCCAGUGAUAAUGAGAACCUGGAGAAGAACAUAGCUUUUUUGAGGUCUCUAAAAAUGAGCUCCAAACACUUUCAUCGGCUGAUGACCCAAGCGCCACGGACGUUCUCCAACAGUGUGGCGCUGAACAUGCAGAGAGUGGGGUUCCUGGAGGACAUCUGUUUAGAGCUUGGUGGAAAAAAUCCAAAGCAGUUUGCUAAAAAUAUAUUAUCUAAAAACAUCWAUGUUAUGCUCAAGAGUGAUACACGAAUCCAGUCAAACAUAGACUUCCUGAGAGUCUGUCUUAAGAUGAGCAACUCUGAACUUCUGGAUUUUCUUGAACACCAGGGAGCAGAAAUCCUGGACCUCUCCACUGUGCAUUUGAAGAAUAAUUUUAACAACCUUGAGGAGAAGCUGUCUUUACUUGGAUGUGAGAAAGAUGAAUUAAAAAAACUGAUAUUAAAAUACUCAGWUAUUUUUCACCCUAGGGCAGCAUAUCUGAACUCCAAACUAGACUKCCUCCUGAAAAGAGGCAUAACAAUAAAGCAAGUACUGAACAAGCCUAAAGUUUUGGACUACAGCAUACAAACCAUGACUGAGCGACUGGACCAGCUGCAGACAGUGGGAUAUGACUUUCAAACCAACGGUAUUGCUGUCCUGGACAUCAGUCGAGAGCAGUUUGCCGCAAGGAUGGAAAAGCUUUCUGCUGCGAUGAAAGAAAGCUGAAAACUGAUUUUCUUGACUGUAAUUUUAAAUAUUUACAUUUCAGGCAUAGUUCUUUGUAUUGUGACUUAAUGUCUUUUUUAUUUAAACAUCUCAGUGUUUUCAGCUGAGCAGCAAUGAAUGUUAUUUCACAGUUGGUUUACAAGUAAUGAUGAUCUUUGUAAUUAUUUUGCUUAUGUUAGCAUAUUUUGCAGUAAAAGCUGAUUUUUCCGGUGA